This is a messenger RNA of Strongylus vulgaris, 600 nucleotides long. The record is from the annotation of a GenBank genome assembly. NCBI's taxonomy places the organism in Eukaryota, Metazoa, Nematoda, Chromadorea, Rhabditida, Strongylidae.
AUGCUAACACGUGAGCGUGAUAGUCUUACAUACAAAAGUCUUCUAUCCGUACCUGGACUUCCAGCUAGAUACAGAAAAUCAAGAAUCUUUUGGAAUUGCCUAGUACGUUGUAGCGCACUUCGUCGUCAUCCUCAAAUUGAGGCGUGGCGUCGAAGUAAGCGACAGGCUCCUCACUGGACACAUCAGGUAUUACACGACUAUUACGAUGAAUUUUAUCUUGGAACUGUUACAAUUGGAACGCCAGGGCAAGAACUUUGGCUGGCCAUGGACACUGGCUCUUCUAUUAUUUGGGUCAUUGAUGAAUCUUGCGAUAGUCGCGAGUGCAACGGCUAUCCUAAUAGUGGUCUCAAUAAACGAAAAUUUCAUAAAAAAUUCUCGAAUACCUUCAAGUCCUACGGUAAACCAUUUUCGAUAAGUUAUCAUACAGGAUGGACCAGCGGGACAGCUGCAGAAGAUACAGUCCGCUUCGGAGGCUACGCACUUAAAGGUCAAAAAAUUGGAGUUGCAAAUAGACUGGCACCGUUUCUUGCACAGAUCCCCAUAGAAGGAGUAUUUGGACUAGGCUUGCCCUCCGAGAUAGCAACUGGCAAUGUGGGUUGA